CAUCUUCAAACAUCACUCACCAACUCAACACCUUGAAAAAACCUCUGAGAUUUUUUUAUCUAACUACCAGACAUUUCCCAGAGUAUUCUGUUAGGGGGGGAUAUUUCCACUGAUAUAAAGACGAAAUAUAAAAUAAAAAAAAUUGUAAAAAUCAUAUAUUUAGAAAAUAUAUAAUACUUCAGACAACGUGAUCAGCAAUCCUAACUUAAAGUCCCGGAUUAAAAUGAUUCUAGUUAAAUUAGAUUAUUAAUGUAAUAUUUGAAGGAUUUUGAGUUAAAACACUUUUUAAAUUUCUUAAUAUAAAUGAGAAGUUGUUUUCAGCCAGACUCUGAAGUCUGUAAUCCAGUCAGAACAAUUGUCAUUUUGGGUCGAUCUCAUGUCCUGUUACUCUUCCCCAUCCAUUCAUUACAGUCAAUAUUUCCAGACUAAACUACCCUGUGGGCAGGUGGGGCGGGCGGAGGCUGGGGGCUGAAGAGAGAAACUCAAACAAUGUGAUGGAAACAGUUCGGAGGGGAGGAGGAGCUGGAGUAUAUGACAAGUGGGAGGGAGGCAUUGAAGAGAGUGAGAUUAGGCACUCCACCAGGACUCCAUCCAUCUGCAGAUCCCUACAUACAUCCGAGCCUUUUCCUUUCAGAAUCGAGGAAUACGACUUCAAAGACGGAAAUGAACCAGCAAAGACAAUCCUCUGAGAAGUUGGUGCUGGACUUUAAGGAAGACACGGCUCUGACCGAGAUGAUGCGUCUCCGCGUCUCGUCUCUUCAAAAAACAGGGCAGAAGCGUCAGGACGGUGAGCGUCUGCUCCUCCCUUAUGAAGCGGUGUAUCGUCUGGACUUCCCUGUCCAAGAGCUGAACUUCUCCCGCUGGUACUUCUCCCUCUCAGGCCACGGCCGGGUCACCAUCACCGGCAUUUCCCAGCACUGGACCCCCGAUCUUACUAACCUGAUGACCCGUCAGCUUCUGGAACCGAUCGGGACAUUUUGGCGAAAUGCUGAGGACCCUGAGGAGUCGCCACUCAAGUGGCUGGAGGCAGACAUGCAGGAGUUCGGGGAAAGGAUUGCGGAGUUAGCUAAAGUGAGGAAGGUCAUGUAUUUCCUGUUUGCUUUCAAGGAUGGGUCCACAGCAGCAAACCUCAGCUGCACCAUCGAGUUCACACCUGAGAAAUGACCUUAACCUUCAAUUGGUUCAGUCUUCCUAGAGAAUCUGCUUUCAUUUCAGUGUGAAUAGUCUCCUUCCACCCCAUUAAACAUUAGUUAUACACCAGCAUGUUUUUCUUCCUUGUGCACAUUCCCUUAAUCACUGCUACUGCAGAAUUUAACUUAUUUUAUAAAGCAGAAGAUAAAAUAAAGUACACACAAUUGACUUGAGAAAACAGAAAAUAAUAAAAUAAAAGGCAAGUCAUGGAAGAAACAACCUGUGGAUUUUUGCAGCUACUUCUGGAACACCGGAUAAAAAACAAAACAAUUAAACCAGAUUAAUAAAACCAAGGAAAUUGUCAUUGGUAACCAGCUAUUUUUAUUUAGUGUCAAAUUGUUGAACUUAUGUUUAGUUUUUAUCCUUUUUUUUUAUUGUGAUUUUAAAAGAAAUGCAUUUGUUAGUAAGUAAACAGGAGUGGAUGAAAUCCCAAAUAUCCACAAUGCAUACUACUGACCUGAUGGAUAACAGAGAUCAAUGGGGGGGGGGGGCUAAAUUAAACAGCCUCUGAAAGCUUCACUGGGAAGGAUGAGGGAGAGCGACAGAAACAAAGGCUGACAUAGCAAAAACAAAAUGCUUUUUUCCACUCCACACUUCAUAAGACAUCGACUCAAUCUGACCAGUUUUUCAGAAAAUAAAGCAACAUAGACUUUUUUUUUUGCUUGUUGUUUCUCUUUCUUUCUAAGAGCUGCGACACAAAGCAGAGGAAUAAAGCAGGAUUUACAGUAAAACUGAUCCUUUAUCUUUUCACAUUCUGAUCUGACAACAAUAUUAUCAAACAAAAGUUUAAAAUGAUUCAAACUGCCACAAAUGUCUUCUACCUUAAAAUAUACUUUCAAUCCUUUGGCUUUCAGGGAUCUUUUCUUUGCACUUUUAAUGUAAUUGGAUGGAACAACACAUGGGCACCUCUAGCCUUAACCCAAAACAAAAAAACUGUUCUCCUCACCGAGGGAAAUGUGUAUAUUAUGUUAAGCCUUAGAACAUGAAGAAAAAAGCAGUAUGUUCCAUUAGAUGCAAAGUUUCUCAUGUUGACAAAAUAUUUUCUUCCAUGUAUAACACUGAUCCCUUUGCUGUAUUGUGACGUGCCAAUAAAGUGUUCAUAUAGUUUCUACCUCUCUGUUUUUUUUUCCUUCUCUCUAACUUUAUGUUUGAUGGCACUGGCAAAGACCAUCAAGAGUCUAAAC
Cyprinodon variegatus (sheepshead minnow) is the source of this 2375-nucleotide messenger RNA. RefSeq names its product olfactory marker protein (gene ompa). The transcript has 2 exons. Gene Ontology annotation, biological process: sensory perception of smell; signal transduction. NCBI's taxonomy places the organism in Eukaryota, Metazoa, Chordata, Actinopteri, Cyprinodontiformes, Cyprinodontidae. The record is from RefSeq and is a predicted model, not a curated record. The coding region runs from base 532 to 1164 and encodes 210 amino acids.